Messenger RNA from Pestalotiopsis fici W106-1, 327 nucleotides. RefSeq lists its product as uncharacterized. Lineage: Eukaryota; Fungi; Ascomycota; Sordariomycetes; Amphisphaeriales; Sporocadaceae. The transcript has 3 exons. The record is from RefSeq and is a predicted model, not a curated record. Gene Ontology annotation, biological process: protein targeting to ER. Gene Ontology annotation, cellular component: endoplasmic reticulum membrane; signal peptidase complex. Bases 1 to 327 code for a protein of 108 amino acids.
AUGGCCGAGGAACUGCUUGAUCAAGUUCGGGACGUGGUGGAUGGCCAGAUUGAUUUUGAAGGACAGAAACUUGCCGAGCUUCUUGCUACCGUCCUGUUGUCUGCGGUCGGCGCCAUCUCCUUUAUCGUCGGAUUCAUCACACAGAAUAUUACGCUCGCACUCAAGAUUGGCCUCGCCGGCACAGCCCUAACCUUCCUCGUCGUUGUUCCGCCUUGGCCCUUCUUCAAUAAGCACCCGGUCAAAUGGCUGCCUGUUGGAGGUGGGAAUGCUGCACCACUUGCACAUCAAAACAUAGUCGUUGAUGAGAAAUCAUUUUCACGGAACUAG